GGCCACCGAACGUUGCCGUCAGUAGUUCGGGUGUUGGCGUCGUCACGCCGCGUCGGUUUCGCGGGAAAAAUAUCGCACGCACACGCGGACCACCCACCCCAUUCGGACGUCGAAAAAAACCGAAACUCUAAACGUUUCCGGAAACGGACGGAGAACGGGGCACCCACGGGGGCAGACCUCGCGACCCGCAUCGUUUGAGCCCGUUCGGCAGUUUUUUUUUCGUACGUUAAUUUCAUUUAAAAUUGAUUUGAUUUUGUUCUCGCACCGUUUCACGUGCCACCGACGUGAUAACGCAGAGUAUUACUCCAUCGUGAAGAAACGAUACGAUAAGGUAAUAUCGCAUGAAAACGGUCGUUCUAGUGUUAUGUAAAAGCGCAUAUAUAACUAUUGUGGUGAGCCCGAGUACCUAAUGUACCAACGCACUUAUGCCGUCUGUGGUUGUUCGCUUCAAUGGUUCAAAAAAGUGUGUUAAUUCACCGUCUUCCGCUUACGCAUUUCUGUGACGUUAGUGCGCGAGUAAAAUCUAAAGCAGGGAUCCUCGGAAAGGCACAGGACUUUUGUACUUCCUAUUUACGUACAUUUUUCAACGGCAUAAUAUUAUAAUAUAAGAAUCAUGUGACAAAAAGAUACCGACUCUCAAGCUGCACUGUUUACUCACAUCUGUCAAAUGAUUAAUUUGCAAUGGAGUUGGUGAGACGAAUGGAUAAACUGACCCGAACCAACGUCAUUGACGAUUGAAAUUACAAUCGUAUUUAUGGGUGAUCAGACGUGUGUGGAGAGCGACGAGAAGCGUGGACGGACCAUGUCCACCGAUACGGCGCCGAACUGUGGUUACGGUAGCAGCGAGGAGACCGCAUCGCUGCUGGUCAAGAGCCCGCCGCCGGUCGUCCGGUCUUCGUCGGUGGCGGCCGCGACCUCUUCCCCGGCCGCCACCACCGCAGCUCCCGGCACUUCCACGUCGUCCGGGAAGCCCGUGCUGACCCGACAGGACUGCACCACGUCGCUGAUCCCGCACCACUACCGUGACCUGCGGAACGCCACGCCGACGCUCGGCAGUAGCGAUGACAGCGGGCCGCCCAACGACGGGGGUGCGGCGGCUAGGUCGGUGCCGGACAUCGAGCUCCACUGCCGAUACUUGGCGGUGUCUCGGUGCCAGUGCCUGCGACGCAAAAGCCACUGCAUUUCACGGUCAGUGUCCCGCGAGAGCGUCCGCGGCGGUUGCGGCUCGGUAGGCGGCGGCGUCGGCGGAGUGGGCGGCAGUGGUGUCGGCGGCAUGGCCGGCGCCACCGGUUGUCCGGCGGCCGGUUGCGGAUACGGUUACGGCGCCGGCGGUUGCGGCUCGAUCGGCGGCGGCGGCGGUGUCGGAUCCGCAUACGGACUGUCGCCGCCGCCGCCCGUCCUGCUCACCACGUCGCCCAGCUCACGGAUCAUCAGGCAGAGCUCGCAGCCCGAGGCCACCGGCAACGCGUCCAUGUGCUCUGGCCACUGUUGCCACAACAUUCACCAUCAGCCCAGCUCGUCGCUGCGGCAGCUCCGCGACCCGGCCGACAAUAUAGCCAUGAUCGCGGCCGACUCCCUGCGGAUAAAUGGCGCGAUCAGACAAUUCCGACAGCUGCGAAAGCACACGUCAUCGACAUUGUCGAUCACUAGUGGGAUGAAGGUUAGCGGUUCAGGUGGCCGAGGCGAUAGCGGCGUAGUGGGCGAGGAAGCCGGCAUAGCAUUGGUUAGCAUACAUUCCGACUAUCCCCGCUACACCGAAGAACGUACCGGGUUGGUGUGCAAGGGUACCAGCUUAGUAGGUUCCAGUGGUAAUAUAACCGGCAGUAAACACAAACCAAACGUCGGAUACAGACUGGGUAGGCGUAAAGCACUUUUCGAAAAACGAAAAAGAAUCAGUGAUUACGCUCUAGUGAUGGGAAUGUUUGGAAUUAUAAUCAUGGUCAUCGAGAAUGAGUUGGCCAGUGCAGGAGUAUACUCAAAAACGUCAUUCUAUUCUACGUCACUGAAAACGCUCAUAUCCGUAUCCACCAUCAUUCUGCUGGGUUUGAUCAUGGCCUACCACGCGCUCGAAGUACAGUUGUUCAUGAUUGACAAUUGCGCGGACGACUGGCGGAUCGCGAUGACGUGGCAGCGGAUCGCCACCAUCACGAUGGAGCUGGUGAUCUGCGCGAUCCACCCGAUCCCUGGCGAGUAUUACUUCGAGUGGAAAACCAAGUUGGCCAACAAGCAUGGAAAGCUGGAGACACGGUGGGUGCCGUACGACGUGCCGCUGUCGCUGCCGAUGUUCUUCCGGCUGUACCUCAUCUGCCGGGUCAUGUUGCUGCACAGCAAGCUGUUCACGGACGCAUCGUCCCGCAGCAUCGGCGCCCUGAACCGGAUCAACUUCAACACGAGGUUCGUGCUCAAGACGCUCAUGACCAUAUGCCCGGGCACGGUGCUCCUCGUGUUCAUGGUGUCCCUGUGGAUAAUCGCCAGCUGGACGCUCAGACAGUGCGAGAGGUUCCACGACGAGGACCACGCCAAUUACUUGAACUCGAUGUGGCUGAUAGCCAUCACGUUACUCAGUGUAGGCUACGGAGACAUUGUACCAAACACGUACUGCGGACGAGGCAUCACGCUCUCCUGCGGUAUUAUGGGUGCCGGGUGCACAGCUCUUCUAGUGGCUGUUGUGUCGCGAAAGAUGGAACUCUCUAGGGCAGAGAAACACGUCCAUAAUUUCAUGAUGGACACUCAACUUACAAAACGACUGAAAAACGCUGCGGCCAACGUUCUCAGGGAGACGUGGCUGAUCUACAAACACACUAGACUGGUGAAAAGGGUGAAUGCAGGCAGGGUUCGGACACACCAACGAAAAUUCUUGUUGGCCAUAUACGCGUUAAGAAAAGUGAAAAUGGACCAAAGAAAAUUAAUGGACAACGCAAAUACAAUAACAGACAUGGCCAAAACGCAGAAUACUGUUUAUGAAAUUGUAUCCGACAUGAGUAAUCGAUACGAUGCAUUUGAAGAACGUUUGGUAAAUCUCGAAGAUAAACUGGUAGCCUUACAAGAACAGCUGGAGCUGUUGCCGGAGAUCCUGACCCGGUGCAUAGCGCAGAACCAGCAGAACCUGCAGAACACCAGCAACCUGGCGUCGACGACGGAGUCCAGGCGCAACUUCCUGCACCCGGAAUCGGCGGCCGCGGUGGCCACCGGCGGCCUGAUGCAACCGUCCGUCUCGUCGCCGGCGGGCAGCAUGACCGGCGUCGGUGGCAACCCGCUCAUGUUCCCGUCGUCGUCGGGCGCCCCCGGCAUGAUGUUGGCCAUGGGCAACGGGUCGACGGUCAUGUCGCACUCGCGCAGCGUGCCGCCCAACCGGUGCCGGCGGCGCGUCACAUUACCACUGGCCCACCAGUCCCAUAUUGCCGCCCAUCAGCAGCCGGACGCCGCAUUUGGUGCCCGAGCCCAUCCAGCCGUCCAGCUGAGCCCACGCCCGACCGCCGCCCAUCGGAACAAAAAUAUGUCAGCGUUCAUUUUGAAAUCAGCCGAACGACUGGAAAAACUAUUCAAAAUCGUCUACGUACAACUUAUGUCGACGUUAAUAUAAUAAUAUAUUAUUAUUGUUAAAAUACUUAAGUAGAAUUAAUUAAUGUUAAACACAAAAAAAUACUUUGUUAUUUCUACUAGAAAUUAGUAAGAAUUGCUCAGAAUAUACAAGUGGAUUUUAAAAUUACGCAUAGGUCACGUUCAACGAGAUAUGUAGAAUUGUAUACGCCAAAAUGGCUUUUAUUUUUAUUUUUAUUUUUUUUUAAUAUUGUUAAAAUUUAUAAAUUUAUAAAAUUAAAUAUUAAAAUGUAAUUAUAUUAUUAAAUGUCUUAAUAGGUAGGUAUUUUAUCGCUUUAGAAUAAUUGCGCGUAACGUACAUUAUUAUAUUUUUCUACGAAAAUCGAUUCUAAAUAACCAAUAAAAUCUUUAUAACAAUAUUAAAUAAUAUUAAUAUUAAAUAUAUAAAUUAAUAAUUAAAUAAUCAUUCAUAAAAUAUAUAAUAUAUUCGGUAGAGCUUCUAAAUGUUUUAAGAAUUAACAAUUUGGAAUAAAAUAUAAUUUGACUAUACAUAAUAAUAUAUAUGGUGUCCAAGCGAUAACUCUUGAAUGAACGAAUAAAUUGCAAACAUUUUAUACACAUUACAACAAAUACAAAGUUUAAGGAACGUGCACCAAAUCCCCAUGGUAACGUACAUUUUAUUUUUGAAUAAUAUUGUUUUAAAUUACACCUAAGUUACAAACGAAAUUAAAAUUAUAGUUUAUCUUUUUUUUGUCACCCAUUUGUUUAUUUUUUUUUCUAUUCGUUCUAUAGUGUUCCUCCGGUAUAAUUAGGUAAGUAAAAAACAAUUAGCUCACAGAAAUUGCAUAGCAUAUACUAUAUAGGUACUUAUGUACUCGUAUAUACACUACAUUGUAUAAUGAGAUACUUGCAUUGACUAUAAUUUAAUGAAGUUAAAAUGAAAUUGAAUCACUGUAUUUAAAAUUUCAACGAAAUACAUAUCAUAGUGUUUAAUAGGUUUGAGCAUAGAUUAUAUUAUUUUCUAAUAAAUCUCAACGACUCGCUGGCAAUCCGAUAAGUGAUUUUACAAUAUUCGCAAGUUUUUAUAAGGGUUCACGAAAACAAAAGGGGACAUUUUGAAUCAGGACCAAAUCCGUAAUUAUAACUUAAAUAUUAUAUAUAUAUUGCUAUUAUAUUAUUAUAGUUUAUUAUUAUUAAAAUAAUUUUAAAUAUAUUCAAUGAGCGUUAAGUGUUAAAUUUUGAGUAACAUACUUACGUUAGGAACUAUAAGCUUUAUAUUUCACGUUUUCUUAAAAAAAAAAAAUAAUAAAUAAUAAAAUAUUUAAAUUCAUAUUAUAUAGCUAUGUUAUAUAUAAUAUACCUAUAUAAUAUAUACUUAAAUUUAUACCCCUGUUAUUGUUUACAUUUUCAUUAACUUUUUUUAAAAACUUAUUUAGAAGUGCCUUGAGUUAUCUUUAACUUUUACAUUUCAAUUUGUUAUUAUUAAAACAAGUAUUAUUAUGAUUUAUUAAUGCAUUUAAAUUUCAUUUAUUUGCUGUGUAAAAAGUAUAUUUUAAAACCCAUGAAAGUUAAAUGUGCCUUAAUGUGCUUAGGCCAAAUUAAGUUAAUGAAUUUUUUUCUAAAUAUUGUACGUAGAAGGCAUUACAAUUAGUCAUUUUUUUAAUUUGAAAAGGGUUGAAAACAAUGCAAUGUUUCACGUCCAUUCAAACAUUUUUUAUUUUUAUCAACCUACUAUAAUAGUUGUAUAAACACCGAUGACGAACUACUCAAUGUUCGCACUCCAGCAGCACGUCAUAAGUAGAUUCAGAUCGAAUAAAAGAAACACAAUUUAUUAAAUCAACUGUCACACAGUUGUCUUCUCAUUCACCACUAAAACAAACCUAAUCUAAGAUCUAUAGAAUAAAAAUAUUUUUUAAAAAAAACUUGAAGUAUUAUACUUUUUUCCACAAACUGUACGGAAAAUAAUAUCGCUGCCAAUUAUCUUACAAAAUAUAUAUUAUGUAACAAUUUAGUAAUUUUAUUUUCAAGUGAGUAAUCCAAUAGCAGGUAUAUAUAUUAUAUUAAUACCCACUUAUUACAAUAUUUUAUUUGUAUUUGUAUAAUAAUAAUUGUAUCCUAUUAAGUAUUAACUCUUGUAUCCAUUACAUUAUGUUUAUACUACUUAUGGUCGUUACUUUUUCGAUUUUUAUGCUAUGUUUAUUAGUUGGACAAAAUCAGCACAAAUAGUUUUAUUUUACUUAUAAUACCUAGCAUACUAUUAUUCUAAAUUAUAUCUACAUAUUAAUAUAUAUAUACCUAUGAAUAUAUUAUAUAUGUAUAUUAAAUGUAUGUUUUCUAAAAAUCCCUUUAAGAGAUUAUACAUUAAUUAUGUUAUAAAUCAUAUAAAUUGAUGGUGCAAACUUAAAAAACAAAGUUUGUUAUGUGUACUUUUUUUUUCAAUUACUUAGAGAAUUAAAAAUUAAAUACUUAUAAUAAUGAUGAAACAGUUCCGAUUUUGUGUAUUGUAUCGUAUAUUUUUUUUGUACAUGCGAUGUAAAUAAACUGUUGAGUAGUAUGUAA
Molecule: messenger RNA, 6099 nt
Organism: Acyrthosiphon pisum (pea aphid)
Lineage: Eukaryota; Metazoa; Arthropoda; Insecta; Hemiptera; Aphididae
Gene: SK
Product: small conductance calcium-activated potassium channel
Exons: 16
Coding region: 755-3583 (942 amino acids)
Biological process (GO): potassium ion transport
Cellular component (GO): membrane
Molecular function (GO): calmodulin binding; small conductance calcium-activated potassium channel activity
Source: RefSeq, a predicted model, not a curated record